Molecule: messenger RNA, 685 nt
Organism: Hibiscus syriacus
Lineage: Eukaryota; Viridiplantae; Streptophyta; Magnoliopsida; Malvales; Malvaceae
Product: protein RALF-like 24
Exons: 1
Coding region: 72-449 (125 amino acids)
Source: RefSeq, a predicted model, not a curated record
UCCACUCCACGUGAAUUUGCUAAAUUAGACCACCAAAUCUCUUAAUCAAACUCGAGAAAACCCAGAAAAAAAUGCCCACAUUCAAAUUCAUCUUCUUCACGCUCUCUCUAUCCUUCAUCUUCCUCCAUUCAUGUGUUUCAGUCUCGAUCUUAGACCUCGACAAUGCACUCAAAACCAUCGAAAUCGAUGUAAUGGCGACAAGGGUUUGUGGUGAGAAGCGGGAAGAUUGUUUAGGAGAGGAAGAAAUGGAGUCGGAGAACAACAGGAGGGUGCUGGUGAUGCAAAGGAAGUACAUUAGCUACGAGACACUGAGGAGGGACAUGGUGCCGUGUGCCAACCCAGGUGCUUCUUACUAUGAUUGUAAUGGCAGCCAUCAAGCCAAUCGGUACAACCGAGGGUGUGAAGUUAUUACAAGAUGCGCUAGAGGAAUCAAAGGUAUCAAAGCAUGAAGAAGAAGAAGAAAAAUAAGCCCCCAAAUUUUAUGGUUUCUAGCUGUGUUGCAAAAUGCAUCUUUCUAGGUUUUCUUUGGGGGUUGUAGAAUAAGGGUUCUUAGUUUUAAUCUGCAUGAUAUGAUUUAACUUGAAAUUUGGGAUCUAAGACUUUCCCUGUUAAGAGUACUGAAGAAGAUUGACUUGUUGUUUGAUAGGGGAUUUAUGAAUAAUGUAUGUAAUCUUCAUUUUUGGUU